UAGUGGCGGCGCAUCAAGUGCAGUGCUUGCGACUUCUCGGUGGCGUGAGGAGGGACGACGGGGCAAUGGGCGCUGCCGUCCUGCAAUAUCUACAGUUAGAAGGGCGGUCUGCUACGCCAUGCAUCACGUGUUUGCCAAGAUCAACAGCUCUAACUGCGUAAGGCAGCGCAAGGUCCUGUAUCGAAUCAGUGUAUGAAAAACGUAGUGUGCGGGGUUAACGCCGCCUGUGCAAGACGCAUGAAUUCGCGUACGGGUUCGACUCACAAGUACGGCGAAUCUCGGCCUCCUACCAAGCAGCCAUGGGCUGCAUCAACCUUCCAAGUCCCACAGGUCAACCUUCAUCAGACUUCGGGGAAGACAAACAAAUGAGAGGACAUCGGUCUCUUCUCACAAACCUCUAUCAGCCUCCGAGUGUCCACAGGAGGCAGUAGAAGUGACACCAGGAUCCUCAGCAUCUCUGAUGAUGGCUGGGGGAGGUGAGAGAGGCGAGCUGAAGUUCUGUGGUGUCUGUGGUGACAAGGCAUUCGGCUUCAACUUUGGUGCCCUCACAUGUGAAUCGUGCAAGGCCUUCUUUCGACGAAACGCCAUUAAGGACAAGGAAUUUCGCUGCCUGUUCAAAGAUGACUGUGAGGUGAACACACGAACACGACGCUUCUGUCAGCGGUGCCGCCUCCAGAAAUGUUUUGCGAUCGGCAUGAAAAAAGAAUGUAUCUUGAGCGAAGCGGAGAAGCGUGAGAAGCGUGCCAAGAUAGAAGAAAACCGCCUAAAGCGUGCAUUGCAUCCACGUCAAAGGGCACAGCUGUCUGAGGAUGACGAUGAGGGCCCAAUCAAGGUGACGCGGUAUUCAUCCGAGCAAGCAAGCAAUGCAGGGCCAUCAAGUGACCAGCCCCUGAAAGCAGACCAGCCUGACUCAUGCUGCUCAGACUUGGAAUCGAGCAGUUCCGACUCAUCGCAGUUGCCAUGGCGCCGGCGUGAUCAGUGCGGCUCAACACAGGCGGUGCAUGACCGGGCCAUACGUAGCCAGUUUUACAGAGUGCCAGGCUCAGAUGUGCUGACAGAAGCUGAAACGCACCGUAUCCAGGAGCUGGCCACGGCCAACCAGGUCCUCAAGGUACCGCUGGCUUGUGAUCCUGAACCAAGCCUGGUCGACGUCAUCAACAUGACGGACCAUGCCAUCCGGCGCCUCAUCAAAAUGUCCAAGCGUAUUGCGGCCUUCAAGAGCCUCUGCCAGGAAGACCAGGUGGCGCUGCUCAAGGGAGGCAGCACAGAGCUCAUGCUGUUGCGUUCUGUCAUGUCGUAUGACGCUGAGCGCGACUGUUGGAAGGGACCUGAUCCACGGCUCAUGUCCAUUCGCGUGGAUAUCCUAAAAGAAGCCAGGGGCAACGUUUACGAGGAGCACAAGCGCUUCAUCAAUGCAUUCCGACCUGAGUGGAGACUAGACGAAAACAUAAUGCUGCUGCUUAGUGCCAUCACACUGUUCACGCCGGAGAGGCCCAAUCUGGUGCACCGAGAUGUGGUCAUGUUUGAACAGGACACAUACCUUUACCUGUUGCGACGAUACCUAGACACCCGCUACUCCGGCUGUGAGAGCCGCUCAGUGUUCCUGCAACUCAUCCGCAACCUCGAAGACAUGCGCACGCUGAAUGAGAACCAAGUCAGCAUACUGGUGGACCUAAACCCGCACGAAGUGGAGCCUUUGCUUAUAGAGAUUUUUGACCUCAAGUAGGUCUCAACUGUGUCAUCAUGACUGUGGUGGGAAAUAUUGACCGCUGUGUACAUUUACAUAGUAACUGCAACUCGCGCUGCUCAAUUGAGAACAAGCAUGGGAAAUGUCAAACCAUGGCACUGGUUCAGAUGAGGCCGCAUAUUUUUUAUUGCGACCAACUUUUCUAGAAAAAACUUCUUCAUAACGCAAAACGCCAAAAAUAUUCAGCUAAAAACUCAGACAGAAAAAUGAAAAAUGAUAUUUUAAGUUCUGUGAGGUGCGUCUGAUAUGACUAGGGGCGUGUGAACAGUCGAAUAACGAAUCGAAUAGCGUUAUAUUUGAUUGGACAUAUUGAAAAAAAUAAUACUCUUGAAUAAUGAAAAAAAAAAAAACCUGAAAUACAAGAAACGUGAGAGGGGUAAGGUUCCUUUGUUUAGGCGUAGAAUUGCCAAGGUGCGUGCAGUCCGAGACUUCACGAGAUUAUCGGAGCUAUAUUUAGCACAGAAUGAAGGCGUUUUUGCUUAACACUAUAGGGCUACAGAAGCUACAGAGUAAUCAAUUUACUAUCUUCAUCAUGACAAUAAUGAAUAUGAAACAUGAACAUUCUUUCAACAUUUAUAUAUGACCUUUGAAAUCUUUUCACCAAAUCCCUCGUUGAAUACUGUAGUAGCUUGGGUAUUUCAGCCUGCUGUUACCAAACAUUUCUAAGGCUGUAGUUGCAGAUGUAUACGAGCUUGGCCCAUUUUACAUAAUUUUGGUAUCUUUGUUUGUUGAAAUAUAGGAUAUUCAAUAUUUA
Rhipicephalus microplus (southern cattle tick) is the source of this 2501-nucleotide messenger RNA. RefSeq names its product Nuclear hormone receptor HR96 (gene Hr96). Gene Ontology annotation, molecular function: zinc ion binding; RNA polymerase II cis-regulatory region sequence-specific DNA binding; nuclear receptor activity. Gene Ontology annotation, biological process: negative regulation of transcription by RNA polymerase II; positive regulation of transcription by RNA polymerase II; cell differentiation. Lineage: Eukaryota; Metazoa; Arthropoda; Arachnida; Ixodida; Ixodidae. The record is from RefSeq and is a predicted model, not a curated record.